AUGCAGUACUAUUCGUACCACAUCAUGUGCAGGGAAACCAAUCAUCUGCUUCUAUGCAGACGAUUAUUCCAACAGUUCCUCGUGGAUGUUUACUGUAAGAUUGAAACUGAACGUCUCCAGUUCCUCCGCAGAGAACAAAAGACACUCAGGGCUGAUAACUAUCAGCAUCUUAGAGAUAGUCUUUCGACAGCAGACUCGGAUCCACACAAUGUCGGUCAAAAAGUCAUACUUCCGGCUACCUUUACUGGAGGCCCACGAUACAUGCACCAAAGACAGCAAGACGCCAUCACCUACGUUCGUGCCUAUGGUCGACCUGACCUCUUCAUCACAACCACAACAAACCACAAAUGGCCUGAAAUCAUCGCACAUCUUCUGCCAGGGCAAACGACCCCUGACCGUCCUGACAUAGUUACACGAGUGUUCAAUCUGAAACACAAGAAACUUAUGAAACUACUGAAAAAUGGUUCAUUUGGAGAAACACAGGCCUGGCUUUAUUCAGUCGAGUUCCAGAAGAGGGGGCUGCCACACGCCCACAUACUCCUAUGGUUGAAACCACACGCAAAGAUCAAGCCAGAACACAUCGACCUACUCAUAUCUGCAGAAAUCCCAUCGCCUGCUACUGCACCUCUUCUCCAUGAUUUAGUCACAACACACAUGAUCCACGGACCAUGUGGUCCCUUCAACAGGAACGGACCAUGCAUGAAGGACGGCAAUUGCACCAAAUUAUUCCCGAAGGCUUAUGUUGACAACACACAGGUCGGACACGAUGGUUAUCCUCAAUUCCGAAGACGUACACCCGAAGACGGCGGCUUCACCUUCACGAGAACUAAGGAACACAACGGCAACACCUAUGAAACGGUUACUGGAAACCAAUGGGUUGUUCCCUACAACCCCUUUCUGCUCCGACAAAUGAGCUCGCACACUAACGUUGAACUGUGUAUGUCGGUCAAAAGCAUCAAAUAUGUCUUGAAGUACGUCAAUAAAGGAAGCGACCAAGCCAUCUACAGCCUCCAAGAACGAAGCCAAACAGAUGAGAUACACCAGUACAAACAUGCUCGAUAUGUAGGGAGCACAGAGGCAGCCUAUAGGAAUCUGGGUUUCCCAAUGCAUGAGCACUACCCACCAGUUCUCCAAUUGGCAGUGCACUUAGAAAACGGUCAAAGAGUGUAUUUCACUGAAUCAACAGCGCAAGAACAAGCCAAUAAAGAACCACCACAAACCACCCUGACACAAUUCUUCACCCUGUGCGAAAGAGAUGCCUUCGCAAAGGCACUCACAUACCUGGGUGUACCACAGUACUACACUUGGAACAACAAGACAUGGCAACGCCGCAAAAAAGGCCUCCCACUACCGACUCAUCCAGGCAUUUUCAAAGCACAAUGCCUUGGCCGCGUCUACACUAUCUCUCCUAAUCAAGGAGAGUGCUACUUCCUUCGCAUCCUCCUUCAUGAUGUUCCUGGCCCUUGCAGUUUCCAAGAUCUGAAGAAAGUCGACAACACCAAUUGUGCUACAUUCCGUGAAGCCUGCCUCCGACGUGGCCUCAUAGCUGAUGACAACCAUCUACACAGAGCACUGUCUGAGGCCAAUGAAUCCAACAGCCCCGCCCUACUCAGAAAAAUCUUCGCUGUCAUACUAACUUCCUGCGAACCAGCAGACCCCUCCUCGCUUUGGGAACAACAUCGUAGCAACCUAGCCGAAGACCUCUUCCGUCCACAUAACGUUGAACUCCUCCAUGAAAACCAGUGCGAAGAAAUCUACAACUCCUGCCUGAUAGUAAUAGAACACCAAGUUCUACAGAUGAGGGGACAGCACCUUGCCAGCUACGGAUUACCAAUCAAGCGUCACAAUUCAGACCACAACAUGAUCGAAUAUAAUCGCUACACACAGUACUCUAUUCCACAGCAGGAAUCCUUCAUUGAAGAAAACCAGCACAAGCUAACAACGGAACAAAGACAAAUAUACAACCUCUUCUGUUCUCAAGUCCACUCUUCUCAGCCAGGUAUCACCUUCCUUGAUGCACCAGGUGGCACUGGUAAAACGUUCCUGCUCAACCUCAUCCUAGCGACGAUACGUUCCAAACAAGCCAUUGCUCUUGCUACGGCCUCAAGUGGAAUUGCAGCUACACUUCUAACAGGCGGACGAACGUUGCAUGCCACUUUCAAGAUACCCCUGGAUGUGCACAUGAAAGACAUGCCGACAUGUGCAAUAAAGAAGAACACUACCCUAGCUAAGGUCAUCAUUGAUUGUAGCACUAUUGUCGUUGAUGAAGCCCCAAUGACCCACAAGGCAGCAUACGAGGCCAUAGACCGGACCCUGCAAGACAUCAGAGGCAAUUCAUCUCCCUUUGGUGGAAUUCCAACAUUGCUGUGCGGUGACUUCCGCCAGAUAUUGCCAGUUAUCAAAAACGGUACACAGGCAAACAUCAUCGAUGCAUCCCUAAAGAAAUCCUACCUCUGGAAAGACGUCCAAGUCGUACACCUACAAACAAACCUACGUGCUCACCUCACUGGAAAUGCUCAUGCUGCAAGUUAUUCACAGCUCCUCAUGUCGAUUGGCAAUGGAACAUAUCCCUUGCUUGAACCACCAACCACCAUUACCGUUCCUCCCAGUCUACCGAAAGCAGACACAACAGAACAAUUGAUUCAUGCCAUCUUUGCCGAUUUACAAGGACAGAAUGAUCAAUGGAUACUCGAACGUGCCAUUCUUGCUCCUCUAAAUGAAACUGUCGACAACCUCAACCACACCAUUCUUGCAACUUUGGACCGUCCAGAAAUUACCUACAAGUCAUUCGACACAACAUUGACAACAGAAGAAGCUACUCAUUUCCCUGUUGAGUUCUUGAACUCUCUCAACAUUGCUGGCCUGCCACCCCACAAACUGGCGCUUAAGAUUGGCUGCCCCAUCAUUGUACUUCGAUCCUUGGACCCACCAAGUAUCACAAAUGGAACUCGAUGUCGCGUUGUAGCUUGCCACACCAAUGUCAUCGAGGUCCUCAUCUUACAUGGCCCUGCUGCUGGCAACCAUGCCUUCAUUCCACGCAUUCCAUUGGUACCGCCGACAUCUGACCUGCCAUUCCUCUUCCGCAGAUUGCAAUUCCCGAUACGCCUUUCUUAUGCAAUGACUAUAAACAAAGCCCAAGGCCAGACAUUUCAGACCAUAGGUCUCGACCUCACCACGCCGGUCUUCUCGCACGGCAUGUUCUAUGUCGCCCUGUCCCGCCUUGGAACCGCACAACGGAUGCAUAUCUAUGCACCAGAACAUAAAACCAAAAAUGUGGUGUACCAAGAAGUACUCUAA
Molecule: messenger RNA, 3297 nt
Organism: Lineus longissimus
Lineage: Eukaryota; Metazoa; Nemertea; Pilidiophora; Heteronemertea; Lineidae
Exons: 1
Coding region: 1-3297 (1098 amino acids)
Biological process (GO): DNA repair; telomere maintenance
Molecular function (GO): DNA helicase activity
Source: RefSeq, a predicted model, not a curated record